This is a messenger RNA of Nerophis lumbriciformis (worm pipefish), 855 nucleotides long. Lineage: Eukaryota; Metazoa; Chordata; Actinopteri; Syngnathiformes; Syngnathidae. The record is from RefSeq and is a predicted model, not a curated record.
AUGGAAAUGGAGCACCAAAUGGAAAGCCAAAAGAGGGUCGGGGUGAGCAAAGAGGACUUAAUAUCCGAGGGUCGGACUGGGUCUUUGGGAUGCUUUGGGUGGGUCAUCGUUAUAAUAGUUGGCAUCUUCACAGUGUGUCUCUUCCCCAUCACUAUUUGGUUUUGUUUGAAGAUAGUUCAGGAGUAUGAGCGUGCGGUUAUCUUCCGAUUGGGCCGCAUCACAGACAGGAAGGCAAAGGGACCAGGAAUUUUCUUCAUUUUGCCCUGCACUGAUUCAUGUGUGAAAGUUGAUCUGCGAACUGUUUCAUUUGACAUCCCUCCGCAAGAGAUUCUGACCAAGGAUUCAGUGACAGUGAGCGUGGAUGGUGUGGUGUACUUCCGCGUCAGUGACCCUAUUGCUUCCGUAGCUAAUGUCUCGAAUGCUGACUUCGCCACCCGCCUGCUCGCCCAGACCACCCUCAGAAAUGUCUUAGGCACCAAGAACCUUGCUGAGGUGCUGUCUGACCGCGAGGGCAUCGCUCAUAGCAUGCAGACAAGCCUGGAUGAAGCUACAGAUAACUGGGGUAUAAAGGUCGAGCGUGUGGAAAUUAAAGAUGUGAAGUUGCCUCAUCAACUGCAGAGAGCAAUGGCUGCCGAGGCAGAGGCUGCACGAGAGGCCAGGGCCAAGGUGAUUGCUGCCGAGGGCGAGAUGAAUGCAUCCCGCGCCCUAAAGGAGGCGUCGUUGGUCAUCGCCGAAUCCCCGUCAGCUCUGCAGCUCCGUUACCUGCAGACCCUCAACACCAUCGCCGCGGAGAAGAACUCGACCAUCAUUUUCCCCCUGCCCAUUGAUGUCCUUUCUCACUUCAUGCGCAAGUAG